Messenger RNA from Suillus bovinus, 2133 nucleotides. RefSeq lists its product as uncharacterized. Gene Ontology annotation, molecular function: copper ion binding; DNA-binding transcription factor activity, RNA polymerase II-specific; RNA polymerase II cis-regulatory region sequence-specific DNA binding. Lineage: Eukaryota; Fungi; Basidiomycota; Agaricomycetes; Boletales; Suillaceae. Bases 221 to 1885 code for a protein of 554 amino acids. The record is from RefSeq and is a predicted model, not a curated record. Gene Ontology annotation, biological process: intracellular iron ion homeostasis; positive regulation of transcription by RNA polymerase II; intracellular copper ion homeostasis. Gene Ontology annotation, cellular component: nucleus. The transcript is spliced from 7 exons.
AGUAGGUCGAUUAAAGGAUGGCUACUCCGGCCCUGUCAACCUUCGUCAACAGUCUUUUUCUUCCUAUUUUAUGGUCCUUAAAGACCCUCUUGCCCUCGUACCGAUGUUUCUCAUAUCCUGCUAGCCUACACUUUCACGUCGCGGGCGGUGAAGUACCACCAUUUUGUCCGGGACGGUACUACCCCUUGUAUUUUUUUUCUUACCAAUAUCAUCUACAAACAUGGUUCUCGUCAGUGAUAAGAAAUAUGCAUGUGAAACGUGCAUAAAGGGGCAUCGCUCAUCCGCAUGCAAACACACGGAUCGUCCCCUUUUCGAAAUUAAGAAAAAAGGUCGUCCAGUCACACAGUGUGAGCACUGUAGAGAGCUACGAAAAACAAAACAAGUACACGUCAAAUGUUCAUGUGGAUCUCAAGAUCACGGCACUCCCAACACCCACGAGGUGUCCCACAGCAAGAAGGGGACGCCGAAGUUACCGGCGACCGCUGCGUUUCCUCAUGGCCUUCCAGAGGCCCUUGAAACGCUAGCUACAUUGCUGCCGGCAUCGGACGACUCAGACCACAGCGGUGAAACCUCUCCAACUGGCUGUAGAUGUAGCUCCGGUGGCACCUGCAAUUGCUGUAUCCCUCGCAAGCCUGCGACACGCCGUCGCUUCUCCGGUGCAGAGCCUCCUAAACGAGACAAGCUUCAUCUAGACUCCUUAAAGCACCACGAAUCCCUAUCUCCUCCUCUUUCAUCUCAUGUCUUGGCGCGUAUUGCUGAGCUCCGUCCAGUACUUCCAAAACCGGCUCACAGGCAACUCCCUCUCGAUGGCUCCUUACAUAAUCCAUCUUCGAGUGUCACUCACGGUCAUAACAUCCGCCAUCAUAACUACGAGUUCAGCCCUUACGGUCGCGCUUAUGGGUACACUCAUUCGGAUCACCUUCAUGAUCAAAAGGGGUCGUCAUUGACCAGCGAUCCCCGCACAUUCGCUGGACGCCCUGUUCAAUCCCCACAGCAAACCUUAGGAAGUCAGCCGAUACCAGAUACCUGGUCGCCUACCGAGGUUUUCCCCUCUGUCUGUGCGUGUGGUGACUCAUGCAUGUGUCCUGGAUGUACCUUGCACAACAAUCCACCAAUUACCGGUGGUGCUACCUUUGCCUCGUGCAGCAAUCCAUCUUCCUGCGCCUUUUGUCUCGAUUGUACCAUAUUGUCCAUACCAGCAGGCAAUCCGCCUCCUAACAUUGACUCGUCCUCUGAUCCAUCACAAUCACAAGAAUUUGAUGAAUGGCUGAGACAAGUCGCCCUUAGCCCGGGCGUCUCAAAUGCUCAAUCGAACUUCAACCCGUAUGAACUGACCACGCCUCAGACACAGUCCUAUCAAAGCGGAAGACCACGGAUACCGGAAACUCCGUCCCCGCCGGUAGGGUGUUGCGGCGGGCGGUGUAAAUGUACUCGUAAUUGUGCUUGCCUUCCAGACUGCUUAUCUGGUGAACGGGGUCCGUGUUGCAGAACGGCUGACUCAAAUACAAACGCUCUUUCAGCUGGGAGACGCCUUCCUGAAUUCAUGGCUAUGACGAAUAUCCGUGAUCAAUUGUCCGCCUCUGGGGCAGGUGCUGGCGGUCAAGGGUACUAUGGUCAGCAGGGAGCAUUUGUGGAUUACUCCGAGCCUCCGAGUCGAUCGUCUUCCGGUUCAUCCUUGGCAAGUCGUGUGCCAACGAGACCUCCAUCCGGCCUGGGUUCUAGGCUGCUGGGGCACAGUGGCCCUUCCAGUAGUAGACCGCCGCCGGCACACGGACCUUCCGGGAGUACCCGUGGUUUUACUACCUAUGCAGAGUCCGAAAGGGCUCGCGGGGCUGCACCGUACUCGAGCUAUAACCCGUCGCUGGAUGCCAUGCGCUUCGACUAGGGAAGUCUGCCAUGAAGUGAAUUCUUAUGGAUCUGAUGUUAUCGUCCUUUCAUUUUCACGUUGUGUUGUCUACUUCUUGUGGCUCGCUGGUUUACUGAUGGACAUGCAGUGGCCGCGAUUGCCUCCUAUUCUAUAUUUUUCUUCUCGCUAUGUUUUUUUUUGCCUUCUCUCGAGGCCACGUCUUGCUCAAUGGACACGAUAGAGACCAUCUAGAACGUCUACUGAGCUUCUUUUUUUUUUCAUUACCA